AUGCCAAAACCAGUAAGUGCUUCCACAGAACCUUACACUGUUCAUUCAUUAGUGCUCCAUUUAAUUGUUUUUCUUAGGACAAGAAUUGUAGAAGUUAUAGAAUUGUAGAGUUGGAAGGGAUCCUGAGGAUCAUCUAGUCCAACCCCCUGCAAUGCAGGACUAUGCAGUUGCGCAUAUGGGCAUUGAAUCUGCAACCUUGGCAUCAUCUUAAAGAAACUAUACUUUGAAAAUUUAUAGCACAGCUGUCCCUAAAUCGGGGGAGGGGGGGAAGGAAGGGGUGCUAAGCUGUGACCCUCCAGAUAUCUCCCAUGAUCCCUGACUGGCUGAGUUGGGAGGUGAAAUACAGUAACAUUUGUCCAAAUUCAAAUAACAUUUUCUUUCUGUAAAAAAGGUGGCAUAAAUUAUCCUUAUACAUUCUAAUGAAAUUAUUAUAAAAGUAAAAAAUUCUUAUCUCUAUUAUAAAAAACCCAAUUACCUGAUUGAGGCUACAUGGGAUUUGCCUCUGAGUAGCCAUGUAUAGGAUUGCGUUGUAAAAAAAGAACAAACAGCAGGAACUUGUUUUUUUCAUAUCCCACAGAAGGUAGGAGUUGUGUUUACAUAAGCACAUUGGUCCAUACUGAUGCUUUUAUGAGUCUGCCAUGUUUUAUAUGUUUAUUCUCUAACUUUUAUACUCUCUGGCUUGAAAGUUAAUUGAAUCUAAAUUUAAGUUUGUUAUACUUCCCACCCCCACUGCGUAAUCAUAUUCAGCAGAAUCCUAAACAUGUUUAUACAGAAGUAAGCACUGUUCAAUAGGGCUUACUUCAUAAUUGCACUUAGGUUUGCAUUUCAGUAACAAAACUUCAAGCAACUAAUACUAUCUGUAUUGGGGCUUAACAUCUCCUCUAGCUGUGGCCCCUUUUUGACCUUGCACUGUGUGAUCACACUGAGAGUGACUUUUCCUGAAUUACUUUUCACACCAAGUCACAGGUUGCAUGGAGACAAAGAAUUUGCUUCUCCUGCAGAAUUCGUAUCUAAGGAGCAGUUUAAUAAUGAACUUGGAUUUCAGAGGAAUGGCAGAGUUCAUUAGCUUGAUAAAGGGUGUUUUCUUCAAGAAAGAAACUAAAGUGUUAAUUCAGCCUGCGUAAAUGGGUUAUAAAAUGACUCAGUUACUUUACCUAGAGAUUAACUGUACACAUUGGAUGUUCAUAAGUUCAGUUAAAACUCCAUGGAUGCCAUGUGAGUUCUUUGCCAUGGCUGUGGGGAGCUGGUUUGUGUGGCGGGGGUGUCUUGCAAAUUGCCACACUCAAGCUUAAGUUCUGGCUAGCUACCUAAAGACUUGGUAGUGCUGUAGAACUCUUGCACUGUGUGCCAAAUCUGCAAAAAUUCUUGACACUCUUUUUUCCUUUGACCUCAUAACUGUUGUGGCAAGAGGUUAUGAAUAGAGCAGGGUCGUUUUUUCAUUCUGAGGGCCUUUUUCUUUUAUGGACAGUUUUCCAGGGAGUUGCAUGCCAUUGGUGGGCAUGGCCAGAGCAGCCCACGUGUCUCUUGUACCAUAGGCUACAUUCCAACUACACAAAAGUCGGAGGUUUCCAUGCACACAUCUCUCUAUCCAGGCAAGCAAGAGGCAUUCUCACAGUUCAAGGAUACAUUCCAGCCAUGUAAAAGCACUCAGGGAGGGUGUGUAACAGGCAUAGUGAUAGAUUGGCCGGGGGAAAGCCCUGGGGGUCAGAUAGAGUGGCCUGGAGUGCUGCAUUUGACCCCCAGGCCUGAAAUUCCCCACUCAUGGCUUAUUAGUUCUUCAGCCAUUUAUUUCAGCUUCCCACAGGGGGGAAGUUGUGGCUGAAAAGCUGUUUGUGCUACUGUUAAGCAAAGGAGCUUUUCUCUGUCCUGGAGAUCAAUCCUGUGCACACUUAAGUUAGGUGUAAGUUCCGUUAAACUUGGUGGGACUUAAUUGUAAGUAAUGUUUAGGAUCGAGCUGCUAUAGCAGAGAUAUGUUGGUCUAAGAUGAUUUGAUUUUGCAGAAAACAUUGUGAAACACUUCCCUUCUUCAAGGAAGCUUUUGCCAUUACUGCUGCUAGUCUAAAUCAAGGGCAUUUGUCACUACGUAUGUGUGAGGAAACAAACAGAAUCAGUCCCCUCAAGAAAUUAGGACGAACUCCCAAGUCAUUGAAGUCUGGCAGGGCUUAGUGAAAAAGAGGGUUUGUAAUUUUUCAAAUAUUAUUUAUUAUUUAAAAUGUUUUUAAACAACUUAACAUCCUUACAGAUCCCAAGGCAGCAUACAAAGGGCAUGGCUGACUAGCCAUACCAAAAUAAAAUGCAGUAAUACAAAAACCACAAUCAAAUGAAACAAUACAUGUCCCAGUCCUUUGUUGCUGCCAAAAUGCUGAGGAGAUCCAUUUUCUUGAUUUGAACGCUUUGAUAAAGAGCCAGCAAUAUAUAAAUCACUGUCAUCUUUUAGACCAUUUGGAGGGUGGGUUAAAAUGGCAGGAUGAGUUUUUGUGAGAACCUGCUUCUACUGUAGAUGGAUGGAUUUCCCCCCCAAGCUGCUGCAUUGCUCCACAGGUGUGGCAAGUUGGAGUGAUGUGGAUAGAAAUGGCUAAAGCUUUGACUUGAGAAAAGGGAGAUAAAUAUGUUUGCCAAUUGCUGAUAACUUUGUUUCCACCCUUAGAAACUGAAAUGUUUACUUCACUAUGUGUGUGACAGCUAGGUCUCUGUUCAAGGCAAGCUACUCUUUUUGUCCACAUUUCUAUUAAAAAGUUGUGACUAGAGAUGUAAGAGAAAUUAGCUCUGGAUUUUUACGUGAAUACUUCAGAAGGGUAGCUUUCUUACCUUUGAAACAAUCCUCAAUAACUGUUCCCAAUUUAGAGAUGAAGGAACUAAAACUUGAGUGUGAGCUGUCCAUGGCUAUCCAGUUAACUCAGGGCUUUGCAUUGGUGCGUUCUCAUCAUGAUUCUGAUGAGCAGCUAACCUGUUGCCCUCCAAGGGUUGUUGGACUCCAGCCAGCAUGCUCAGUGGUCAGGCAUGAUGGAAGUUGUACUCCAACAACAUGGAGGGCCAUAGGCUAACCAGGCCUGCCAUACAGGUUUGUGAAGAAGGUGUGAGGUCACUGCCAGAAACAUGUAAUAGGAAUAGGUCAUUGCCUGGAACUUGUAAUGGGAACAGAAUGUUUAUAAGUCUGCCAUAAGCACAAAAUACCUUUCUUGGAUUAAUAUUGGAUUCAUUAUUCCUACUGAUACUUUCCAAGACCUUAACUUCAAGGGUAUCCAUGCCACCUACUUUUCCUCCUUCCUCCCUCCAUACUUUUCCAUUCUCCCACUCCACCCUACACCUGGAUGUUAUUGUAGUGAUGAUGGAAGUCCACUUCCUAUGUAAUCUGAGGCUUUCUACCAUUUUCAGUCCAGCUGGAUAGAGCAGUUAGGUGAAUUAGAAACUCAUGUUCUUUGAGAAUGCCAUACCUCAACAUGACCUCCUGGGCUCUGGUUAGUUACACAGAAACAUUUCUGUAGGUUGAGGAAAAGUUCCUUCAUCUAAUCAUCUAAAGCUGCUUACAACUGUGUUCUUAAUUGUGCCUGAGCUUGGCCUGUCAGCUGACAAGUGGAGCAACAGCUAGUAGAGGUGAACUUGUUCUUCCUUCUCUUGCAGUCAACAAAUGUCUUGAGAGCUAAAAUUCUGACCUGGUCUGCAAGGUAAAUGGGGAAAGCCAGCUAUCACCUUUCCAGUAAUUUCUGAGCUGUGUGGUGCUGCUGGGGAUUUACAGGCAUGGAUCUGUGAUGGUUCCUACCAGUGCAGUGUGUACACAGCUUUCUACAUAAUCAGCAGUUAAGUAGCUCUUUGACUGAUACAGUUAUUAGGAAAGGAGAAAAAUCACCAUGGGGGAUUACCUAGCUUAAAGUUAUUGCUGAUCCACCCGUUUCAAAAGAGCAAAGUUUAGUUUCGGAAUUCUCCCCUCUCUUUGCUCCAGCUCUACCCUCUGCAAUUUCUAAUACCACUGAAGAGAGAUGCAUAUUUGUUUACAGGCUCACAGCUGGAAAUAAGGUUGCCUUUGCAGAACUGAAGCUGCCCAGAAUUCUUUACAGGCAUUUGGGCGUUCAAAGAUUCCUUCCCUUGGAGAAUGGGACUGUCUCUAUAACAUACGCUUGGGAACCUUUGGUCCUCCAGAUGUUGCUGUAAAACUCCCAUAAUUCCUGGCUAUUGCGUAUGCUAGUCUGAGCUGGAGCUGGCAGGUGUUGUAGGUCCAGCAACAUUUGGCAGACUACAGGCUCCCCAAGUUUGCCACAGAGAAGCAGAAGCUGUGGGUGAAACCCACCUUUAUCCCAGCUUCAGUUCUAUGAAGUUCACUGCCGUUUUCAGUUUAAAGAUGAGGAAACAUAGGCAAGUCACUCUGCCAGCCUAAGGCUGUGACCCUAAACACUAGGAAUUAAGCCCAGUAGAACAUGGGGGCUUAUUUCCAAGCAGUGUUAUGGGCUGAAAAUCUCUCAUAAGUUCAUUAGUAACAAUGGAUAGAUGCCAACUGUAAAUAAAACCAUAUUAGGCAAGCUUGGACGUUUCAACUUUUUUUUUUUUUUAGCUUAAGUUGUUAGGAGCUGGAGUCAGGUGUAGGUCAGCAAUAAAAAAAACGAAAAACCCCACUGUGUCAGUGAAGUUAACUCCUUAUUCAAAGAAACCAAAAAAGCGCAGGCCUAGUGAUUCCAGCCAUGGGCGUAGCCAGGAUUUAUAGGGGGGGGGGAACCUCAGUUACUUAAGUAUUUUUCUUGAUUUACCUUGGCUAUGCCCACGAUCCCAGCAACUCUUCCCCGUAGGUCUUUCCCCAAUGAGGCAGUUGUGAGAAGUGAAGUCUGCCCCCCCCUUCCCACAGCUGCUUACAAUCUCAGCAAAUGCAAGUAGAUACUCUGGGAUAAAUUAGACUGAACUGAUAUGAAUGACUGUUUUUUUUUUAAAGGAUAAUCUAGCAAAUAAAAAUUGGUGCUGCAAUAAGGAACGAAAAGUUAAAGCCCAUAUCAAACAUGAGGAUAUAUUUUCCCAUGAUAAUCAGCUUCUGUAAACCACUAUGGUAUUUUUUUUAAUGGAAAACAGUUUAGACAUAAAUACUCUCACCAUGGUUCCAAUCUGCACUGGGCCCGUUACACCUUCUGUAUAAAAAAAUUAUUCCCACAACUGUCCAUUUCAUGAAUGGCUUCAUAUCUGGUAUGGUGCCUAGACAUUCUUGUGUAAGACCGUCAUUUAAGACCUGUCUGAAAAUACCAAGUGCUAAAAUAAAAUUGUACACUGAUUCACAGGGCAGAGCUUGUUGAAAGGCAGGUUAAACUUUAAUUCAAAGCAAAUGCAUUGGAGUAAAGAAAAUAUUAAGGUACAAAUACUAAUUUGAGACAGGCUCUAGAGAUCUUUACAUUUGCCUAUGUAGGAGGAUAUCUUUACACAGGCUAGGCAGAGCCUAAUUAAUUAGUUUCUACUUGCAUGUACAAUAUGUCCUGCUUUUCCAGCAAUAGCAAAAAGGGUGUACAUAGAACACAUGGAUAAAAUUAUAUAUAUUUUGCCCUGUUCCUUAAGGGGGUUGACUAUACUGUUAUGUUUGUGAGAGCAGGAGGUACUGUUGAAUUGGGCAUAUGGUGGAACAGUUUUUCUCUGCGUAUUAGCCAGAAGGAUGUAAUUACUAGCCUAUUUCCAGUGCCUGCCAUCAAGUGAUUGCUGCUUUCUUUUCAUUCACCGCAUAAAGUCUAUACGCUUUCUUUGUAUUUUAGAACGCUUCCUAAAUAAAGCUUAAGCAUCCAUUCUUAGCAUAAUCAUCUCCUUUUAUUAAUGAACUACCAAUCUGCAUACAGCUGUUGCAACAAAGAAAUCUGAUUAGGGAGGGGUUUGGUACAGUCGGCUGCUGCUUUUCUCUGUGUUUGGCCACGUACAAAGAGUUUGUUUAGUCUCUUAUAGUAUGUGUGGCGCAAAGGCACAUGAAUCAUUUGUCACCCAAAACUGGACUGUACUAUCCUAAUCUGUGUAGAUAUAAACAUUUACCAUUUUACAAAAUAAUUCAGCUAGCUUCAUCGAGAUUUUCUUCUACAUUGAAAAUCAAUUCACAUUAAUUUAAUAAGCUCUAUGGCCUUGGAGGAAUAUUAAUAUUUUGCAUAAGUAAAAAGUCAUGACUUUAGUCCCAAAUCUUGGAUGUUAACCACAGGCAAAAAGUAUCUCUUAGAAAAUCCCAUGAUGGUUUCAUAUAUUUGACCAUGAUACAUACCACCAGGUGCUACAUGCCCUGGUGACAUAUGUAUGUAAGCAAAGAUUUCUCCCAAAGAUGAUGAAGCAUCAUAAGCUAGAAUGAGAGUUCUUCAGUCCAGGUGAAAGAUAGUUAAAAGGAGGUUUAUAAUUUAAAAAAAAAAAAACACCCGCUAACGGUGCCUCAGUCUUAUAUGAACUUUAGUUUAUUGGGUCUCAUCCAGUCCACUACUGAGGCAAGACAGCAGUCCAGCACAUCCACUGCCACUCCUGCAGAUAUAAAGGAGAAGCAGAGCUGUGUGUCAUCAGCAUAUUGCUGACAACAUACUCCAAAUCUCCAGAUGACCCCACUCAGUGGUUUUAUAUAGAUGUUAAAUAGCAUGGGGAAUAAAAUUGAACUCUGAGGAACCCCACAUUGAAGGCUCCAUGGGGCCGAAGAGCAUUCUCCAAGCAUCACCCCCCCCCCCCGAAGCAGAUUAUUCUCUUUUUAGACACCAAAAAGCAUUUGAUAAUGUGGAGAAGCAGCAUUUUAAUUGUUUCUUGAACCUUUUAAAAUUAGCUAUUUUAGAUGUUGGAAUCUGUUUUCAGUAAGGGUCUUUUCAACAAUCAGGUUUUUUUUCUGGUUUUUGUUAUACAGAAGGGCAUGUCAAAGUUACUACUCCUGUUAUAAUUUGUGCUUUCAUUAGAGCCUUUGCCAAUUGAUACCAGGAAGAACAAGUUGACAUUGUUAUCCCUAGUGUGUCUGUGUUACCCGAUCCUAAAGCUGAUGGGGUUGAGGUGCAAAUAAGUUCCAAAAUAUAAAUUACAGUAAGGUUGUGGAAAAUUCUGACUGGAAAAAGAGUAAGCGAAUUAGUUUAUUGCUUAGAAGGAUAGCAGCUAUUUAUUGUGUAAAAUACUUUUUCUUAUUUAUGAAAAUUGCCAUUCAGGUUAAUCUUUCUAUCUUGGAAAUGUAUCUGAAAUUGUGGUUUUUUUAAAAUUUAGAUAGGCAAAUAUGUCUCAACAGCUACUCUAGGAGGUUCUUUAUCAAGUUAAUAGAGGAGCCUAGGAGUUCUUUAUAUUUAAAUGUACCAUCAAGCAGUUGAACUUACUUCAGUGUAUGACUGGUUUCAUCCAUUUGAAAAGCAGAACAUGGUUUAUUAUUUUUUUUAAUGACUCGACUUGUUUGCUUUUGUUUCAAAAAUGGUUAUGGCCUAUGAUGUGUUAAACCUGGAUUCUAUUAUUGCCUUAUUUACAUUAGUGUUAACUUAGAUCAUGUUUAAGACUAUCAUUAUUUACUUCUGUGCUAUUAAAAAAACCAAGUCACAGAAGUUCUACAAAAUCUUUGCAAACAUUACAACAUGGAAGCACAUAUUUAAUUUUCCUGUACCAGGAGUAAUGUAGAACUUGACUGAGGUUGGGGGCAUUCAACAGAACUCCAGAUACCCAGUAAAGGAGUGUGUGUUGGCUAUAGGUAGCAGUGGUGAGAUAUCGGGCCAGAAUCUCUUUCUUAGCAGUGCUUCUCAAGCCAUUCUUAGAAACCCUGAGUGCUUCUUCCAGUCAGCACAGUUAAAGGAAGCAGUGAAAAACAAUGAAAUAACAUUGGAUAAUAACCUUCCUACAUCCCCCUCCAAAGCACUGUCAUUGGAAGUAAAAAGGAUAAGCAUUCCUUGGUUGGAAGCUACAAUUUUUGUCACCAAAGUGCAUGCGGUCUCACACUUUCUUCCUGCCUACCAUUUCCUUUUAUAGAGAACUGGGGAAGAGUAUCUAUUUUUAAUGAUUUUCUGUGUCCCUCCGAAGCAGCCUUUCCGAACAUGGUGCCUUCCAGACAUCUGGCCUGCAACAGCCAUCAGUCCUAAGCAGCAUGGUUCAUGGUCAGGGACGAUGAGAGUUGUAAUUAAAAACAUUUGGAGAGCACCACAUUGUAGAAGUGUCCCUUGAAACUUCAGGAGCGGCCUGGUUCACUUCAGACUGCUCUGGACGAGGUCUGAAUCUCUGGAUGUUGGUUUUGUCCAAACUGAAUGCAUACCCCUAGUUAUUCCUGUUCCGGUCAUUAACUACUGCAAGAGGAAGAUUGAGGCUAGAGCACGAAAAAACUGAUCGUAUGGUUGUAUAGUAAUUAUUGUAUUGCUAAUAGGAGCUAAUAAGGGUGACUGUUGCAUUGUGGACAAGCAAUGUCUGUAAGAGAGUUUUCUCCAUACGCAGAAGCCAUUGUGAAGUGUUGUGUUGAGAACUGGUGACAUGUGUUCGGUCUUGUAGCCAUUAUGCCCAGGAAUAAUACUGUGGUAUUUAUGAUGAGGCUUGUAAGCUUUCUCCUGGGGUUCCCAGUUAUCUUUCUAUUCCAUUUUCAAGGGAUAUAUGAAGGAGGUAAUCACUGGUCUUCAGUUACCACUUUUCCCAUCCUGCCUUGUUCUGGUCUAAAGGGUCUUUGUAAAUAGGCCCUGUAAAGUUUAACGUGGGAUUUUUAGUUCCAUUGAGAAUGCUGAAAGUUAUAUUUAUUUAUCCACCACACUAGUGGUCACAAAGGGUUCCUUCUGUUAACCUCCAACACAGGUAUGUGGAAAUUUUGGCCCUCCAGAUGUUGAUGAACUACAACUGCCAUCAAUUCUAGACAGCAUGGCCAAUGGACAGAGAUGAUGGGAGUUCAGCAAAAUCUGGAGGGCCAACUGUUCUCUAUGCCUACUCUAUAGGAAUCUGCUUUUGGAAACUGAGCAACCCUAUCUAUGGCAAAAAAAACCCACACCUAUCAAGGUACUGCAUCAUGCUUGCUUAAGACAGCUGAGUAGGUGAUACUGUUUUGGAGUGCAGUAAAUGAAACAACAAUGACAAGCAUCAGUAUUCACCAAUUCUGUUUCUUGCUUCUCCACUAGCUCCAUUAUUCCUCCUCCUAAUAGCCAACUGUCCUUUAACCUGCUCUCAGAAGAUGGUCCACAUAAUGUUCCUGACUUUGAUGGAUCUGGUGAAAGCCAACCUUUGGUGAUUCUGAGAUGCUUUUCUAUUAUUAUAUUGUAUAUGCCUUUUUAUUUAUUAAAUUUGUAUACUACCCUUCAUCUGAAGAUCACAAGGUUGUUCACAAUAUAAAAAUACAAAAUGAGAACACAAAAUACACAAUAAAACAGAAAAUCCCCCUCCCACAAAUGCAUUUAAAAAGCCAUAGGAUGUUAAUCAGCCAAAUGCCUGGUUGAAGAGAACCAUUUUUGCCUGGAGUCUAAAGCUAUGUAAUGAAAGGACCAGGCCAGCCUUCUUGGGGGAGAGCAUUCCACAAGUGGGGAGCUACCACAGAAAAGACCUGUUCUUGAGUUGCCACUCUCUAGACCAGUGUUUCCCAACUGGAGGCCAUGACCCUCUGCCCCCCCCCCUCCGGAAUAUUCCAAGGGGGGCACAGGUGAAAAUUACGUAAAUGGGGGGAGCCACAGCAUGAGGCUAGGGGGCCAUAGAGGGAAGUGAGAAGAAAAGAUUUUUUAAAAUAUAUACGUAAAUCCUGAUUGGCAGACUACCUGCUUAGCAUGUCAGGAGGCAGCCCACCAGGGGGCGGCCUAGAGCUUCUUUUUGCCACAUGCAUUUUCUUGGAGCAGCCCGUAUGUUUCCAGUGGGAAAUGGCAACCACUGAGACUCCCAUUUUGACCACUUCUUGUAGCUGCCCCCAGUGCUGGACCAGGUGGCCGCCUGGGCCUGACUCCACAAGGCAGGUGCAAUCCACCCCGGCGCCUAGCAGAUCAGGGUCUUUGGAUGUUGCAGAGGGCCAUCAGCCUGGCUCUGCAUUGGGGGGGGGGGGCGAAAUCCACCCCAUCACCUAUCCAAGCAGGGUUGUUUGAUGCUGCUGGCUUGCAUCUAGUAAAUAACUAAGUGUCUGCUCGGAAGAAAGCUGCACUGAGUUCAGUGGGCCUUACUCCCAGGUAAAGGUGUGUGGGGCUAUAGUGUUUUUUCUAGGCAGCCAGGGCUCCUUCGGAUGACAAGAUCUUUUUGCAUCAGGUCAGUGAGGACCGCUUGUUUUUAAAAUUCUCCCGUAUAUGCAGUACUCCCUGUGCGCCUUUUGCAGACCCUUCACGUGUCCCUGUUUUCCAGGGACCAAUCCCGGAUUUACAGAAGUUGUCCCAGUUUCUGAUUUGAUCCCAGAAUGUCCCACUUUUCCUUAGGACGUCUCUAUUUUCACCAGAGAAAUGUUGGAGAGUAUGGAAUUAUCCAACCCCCACAAGCCAUCUGAAGGCUGCCCUGAAUAGGGAAGUUUUUAUAAUGUUAAAUGUUGUAUUAUGCUUUUAUAUAUCUUGGAAGACGCCCAGAGUGGCUGGGGCAACCCAGUCAGAUGGGCGGGAUAUAAAUAGUAAAAUUAUUAUUAUGGAAUAGGACGUCCUUAUUUUCAUCAAGAGAAAUGUUGGAGGGCAUGCCUUUGGACUGUUAUCUGUAGGUUUCCCCCUCUGUGUCAAAUCGCUGGGGUCAAAUAAAUGUUUACUUUUUAUAAUACAUGGAAGAUGGAUCUCCUUCGGGAGGUUCUGGACUCUCCUUCCUUGGAGGUUUCUAAGCAGAGGCUGGAUGGCCUUCUGUCAUGGAUGCUUUGGCUGAGUUUCCUACGUUGCAGGGGGUUGCACUAGAAAUAAGACCCUUCUAGCUCUAUGAUUUUAUGUUUUUCUGCUUCAACAAUAUUUCAUUAUGUUCCUAUCAUUUUAUGUAAUUGUAUUUUGUAUAAAUUAUAAAAGUUAUAAAAGUUAAAACAUGUUAUGUUUACAAACAAAACAGUAGUUGCUAAUCACAUUAUUAAUGUAACAUCUAGUUUGACCGUUUUAAAGCACAUUUUGGAUGUUCUGUAUGUGUAGUGGGUUAAUCUGCAUUUAUAACUAAUUUCUGAGGUUGGAAACAUUACUGUUGUAUGUAUGAUUUCAGGUUUAACAGAUAAAGGUUUUUUUAUUACAUAAAAUGAUGGAAUAAAAAGUUCAGCUAAGGAGGAUGUCUAUACUUGGACUCUUAAGGAAAUGCAUAGGUCUUUUGAACUUUCCUUAGUGGUUUAGUUCAAAUUUGCUUCAUGUGGGUAUUGGUUUUCUCCAGGAAGUGUAAACAAUAUAUGGGAGUUGCAGCUUUUGUGCUCUGUAAGGAGUAUAAUUAUGUGCAUUCCUUAAGGAGAGGUUAGAAAUAAAUCUUAUCAGACCUGAUUAUGUGGGGGUUGGAAGGAGGUUUUCUUAAUUGAAACGCCUUUAAGAUUUAUAUUGAGAAAUGGUUUGCUAAAGCCUUUGGAAUUUGUUAAAUCCAGUCACUAUACAUUUCAUGGAUAUCCUGGGAUACACAGAGAGACCAUAUUGCUUAAAAAUAGCCUUUGUUAAAUUGUGGGGAAGUGGGUGUGUGCUUGGAAUGAGGAUUGGAAAAACCCAAACAUUCUUUAACACGUCUCCAUUCUUGGUUUAUCACACUAAAGAUUAGAUAUUGAGAAUGCAUAAUUUGCAUGUAUUCCUAUAAUACAUUCUUUUUAAUUUAGAAUGCUCAGAAUAAGGGUUCUGACCACAACUUUCUGAUGCUUGAGAGUAAUGAAAAACCAGUAUGAUUUAUUUCCUAGUGUUAAUCUACAGAGAUAUAGAACAGGACAAAUGCUUGAUUAACCCAUUGUGCCAUAUUGUCUGGCAUCCACUAACAGCAGAUUAGAACAUUUAUAGAGAGCAAGCUUAUGAAUGGAUGUUGGCCACCAUCUCUAAAUGGAGUAUUCAUGUUCAGAUAUACUAUAGCUCUAAGAUCCAAAUACUAGGUACAAACAACGGGUGGCCUUUACCUUUAUACCCUCUUUGUGAGUUCUGUGUUGAAACAUUAGGUUGGCCAUUAUGGAAAACAGAAUUCUUGACUAAGUGGGCUUUGACAUGAUACAGUAGUGAUCAUAUUAACUUCUGACCCACUGGGGUCUUCUUAUCUUGGAUUGCAGAAACAUAGGUUUCUCAUGAACAGCAUAAGCUAUACAGAAAUGUCACUUGUCAUCAUGCUAUGUCCACAAACCACUCUCUGCUCAUUUUCUGCUUCAGCCAUGCUCUUUUAAAAGAGGCAACAUAACCGUACAGGGAGAAUAAUUAGCAUGCUUUUACCUCUUUAAAAACUCAGAAUAACUCCAACUCUUAAUAUACCAGGGAGACCUGUGUUGUAAUUUAAAAGCCUUCCCUUAAUGUGGUCAAUUCCUUGCCCUAAUUCUAAAGGGAUGUUAAUUAAGAUGUCAGGCUUCAUACUAAUAGUAGCCCUGGCUUAGCAUAACACUAUGCACUGGAAGAAUGAACACUAAAAUGUCAUUUUACUUAAACUAAAAAGCUCAGUCAAAGCCAGGAGCUGCAAAGCAAGUAGAACACUCAGGAUAAUGUCUGGCAAAUUACCUUGAUGGACCAGCGUCUUGAAAUGUUUGUAGCACUUAGGUGUUUAAACACUAUGGUGAUUUUAUUUUUUAAAAUUGUUUACUAGCACAUAGCAUCUUGAAACAGUAUACACUUCAAAUCCUGAACCACAGUUCUGAAAUCUGUUAUACAAAUCACAGUGUACACUGGCUGUUUUCCUAUCCAUUACUUUAAUUUCUCUUCUAGGUCAAUGUUCGAGUUACCACUAUGGAUGCAGAGCUGGAGUUUGCCAUCCAGCCUAACACAACAGGCAAACAGCUGUUUGACCAGGUCAGUAUAUAGUGUGUAAGUUUUCAUCAAAGUUUUCUGCAGGGAGGAUGGAUCACCUGAGACUUUCUCCUUUGCUCAAGGAACCAUUCACUGGGUGGCAUGUUGCAGAUCUGCCUCUGUACAAAUCAGCAAUAGAAGCUGGUGUUCCUUUAAAAAUCUUAAGUUUGCAUGUGCCUGAAAUCCUUAAGGAGAGGUAAAGGGAUUUUCCACCUACUCUUCUGGACAUAAAGAAAAGGGAGAAAACCCCAGCACUCUGGGUCUGUCAAGUAAAGUUGUUAGAUCAAAAUUUAAUCAGUAAAGGAAUAUAGCAAAAAGUACUGUGUGUUCUGUGACCUUGCUGCGAUUUAGAAAAAAAGGAAAUCUAGAGUCUUCAUUGAAGCUAUAUUGCUCAGGGGUGAGGGGAAAGCCAUUCACUUCCAAAAUGGGUAGGAAAAAUUGUGUCAAGAUUGUUUAUUUGCUACACACACAACUUUGUAAUGUAACAGUACUCAGUAAAUAAAAGUUUUUAGAUUAAUUGGCUGCUAAUAAAUUAUUUCUAGGGUUCAAGUACAGGUUCUGUUAUAUUGAAUCAACAUGAGUAAUUGUAGAAGUGUGUAUUAAUCAUACUUAAACUGCUCAGCACCUGUCACUGCUGUGGGAUUACCAAAUGGGGAGAAGAAAAUACCCUGUAUUAAAGGGGAUGUGGUAAUGACUUAAUGGAGCACAUCCCAAAGAAUAUUGGAAAGGCUUUAAUAUGGUCAAUCUGUAUACUUUGGAAAUGGGCUUGCAUUUUGUCAUUUCUACUUAGUAAAGGUCACCACAGAAUUUGCAACAGGAAAGCUAUGCUAUUCUGCUUUACUAGUUCCUUAAGGUUUAUAAGAUACACUGUGCCUUUAAGGGAUUUGUCUGUUAUUGGUGGCUGUUGUAAGAAAAAUAAAAGACAAUUGGGAAUGAUCAAUAGAGUGUAAACAUUUGUAGAUAUGAUAGUCCACUCACCUUGUUACAGUGAUUGAAUUCAGGUGUGGGUAAUAUUCCACCUGCAUCCAGUUUGCCAUUUAUAUUGAUAUCCUCAGGCAGAGAGGCAAUGACUGCAAGGCAUUUGACCUAUGCACAUGUGGGCCUUUGGGUUAGAGACUAUAAUGAACUGUGUAGUACAGCAGAGGGUCUGUAUAUUUCUAUUAUUGUGAAGUCAGAGAAAAUUGUACAGUGCUACAAAGAAUAAAAUCCAGUUUUCCUCUUAAUAUAUCUUGCAAAUUCCUAUUUUAUUUUUUACAACCAAGGAGGGAAAGCAAUAUUGCACCAUCCAUAGCUGUAUAUUAACUACAGUAGAGUUUUAACUAUUUUUUGAAGUUGUGAAUAGGGAAAGAGAGUUUUGUUAAUAAAUAACAAAUAUAAGAGGUUAGCAGUCACUUUUCUGCCAGCGAUUUAACUCUUUCACAAGGUUUAUGUAAGAAUAUAGGAUUUGAGAAUUUAGCAAGUUUUCCUUAUGUAGAAAGGAAAGGCAGCAUGUUGUGGGGUGUCAGUUCUGUGCAUUUUAUGAGGGAAAUAACGUUGGAGGCUGUCAGUGCCACCAUUUCUCUCUGUCUAGGCUAGGAAGCUGAGCAGGUAGUGCCAGCAGCCUGCUUAAUGCCGAGAAGUGCAAGGCAGAAUUGUUUACAGGAAUGGCAGAUCGAUAGUGGAAUAACCCUUCUGGGUCAGAGGAAGGUUCAUCAGUUCCCACAUUCUGUUUCCCAGGGAUGUAGAGCAUGUGUCACAUUGAGCGUCCUCACCUCAGGACCUGACAUUUGAAUGUAAAUUGCUUCCAUACAACUGAGAUUCCUUUUAAGAGCUAGUUUAUUUAAAAGUAAACUAUCAGGAAUUGCCUUAUCUAGUGUGGUAAUUAAUUCCAUGUUAGGUUUCGGAUGAGAGAAAAAAACUUUAUUUUGUCUGACCUGAACCUACUGCGAAUCAGUGCCUUUGGAUUUCUGUGUUUGUGUGUGUGCAUGAGAGAGAGAGAGAGAUUUUCUACCUCAUGCUUCCCCACCCACAUAGUUGUCUCUUUUCUAAACAAACAAACAAACAAAGCCCCAAUGUUUUAAUAAGGGAAAUGUCCUAAGGCCUUGCCAGUGACCCAACUGCAGCCCUGUAGCCACACAACCCUGACCCUGCAUUUAAAAAUAAGGUAUUCUAGAACAGAUGCCUGUGGAGGCCUGACAAGACUUCUCUGUAGAAAUGAUGCAACAUCUCUCAGUUGCCAAUAUGUACAACCAGAACAUAGUCGCUUUCCCUCCAUAAAAGGGUCUCUUUCUUGGCUUUUUCCUUCCACACCAUCACUGUGCCUUACAUAGGUAUUUUCAGGAUUUGGGUAGUAUCACUCUGUUUCUGCUGUUAGUAACAUCAGUAAGCCUGGAAACCUUGCCCGCCCCCCUAAAGAUGUUGGGAACAGCAGAGUGAGGAUGAAGAUAUAUGAACAGGCCUCAAUUCCCAAACAAAGUGUAAUAAAUGGAAAAAAGAUUAAGUACCACUGCCCUAAAGGGGGCAGAUCUCUGAGGAAGUUGUCCUACAAGUGUUUGCCCCUUUGAUCUGUAUUCAUAACGAAGUUUAUGCUGUCGGUUCAUCCAGUGUGUUUAAAGCAAUUAUAGUGUUCAUUAAAUAAUUUAUCAGAUCUGAAAAGAGCCAGACAACUCAUGGUCCAGAAAGUCUCGCUAAUUAUGCUCAAACUGUACUGGAGAAUAGAUUUAAACACAGCCCUGCAGAACAUAAAUUAACUUAAAUUGGUACAUUACUGAGGCUAAAUACUGCAGUUUCCCUUGGUUGCAAAACUAGUUCUGAAUGCAUGAGACUCUCCUAAAAUAUAUAAUUCCAAGUGUUCAUUUUAUCUCUGGCACUGCUUUAGAGUGUGUGUUUUCUCCCACAUUCAGUGCUUUUUAUUGGCUUUGGAGCUUGUAUUGAUAGGGAUUCACAUUGCCAUCCUUUAUUUCCUUGCCAGAAAUAUUUUUUGCAAAUUCCAUUUGUUGCUUCCUUUAAAAUGUUUUAAGUAUCAGAGUUGUGAAGCAACAAAUCUGCACUAUACUUUGCAAAUCUGAGUGGCAUUCCUCUCCCACUAUGUGUUCUGUACUCUUAAUCUCAAGAUUUUCCAUAGCACGUAGUAAAGAUUUGAAACUUUUCCAGGUGAAAUACGGAAUGCUGAGAGAAUUAUGUGAUAGAAUUGUAAUUAAACAGUGGUGCAAAAUUUUUGUGUUACUUCACCUAAUUCUUGGGCAUAUUUUUGGGAGUGAGGCAUUUUAUUUUGUUUUGACACUUGGUUUAAAAUAGUAUUUGCAUUUCAACUAUUUCAGUAAGCAAACUGAGGUUACAUGAGGCUGGAAAUUUUACUUAAUUCCAAAAUGUCAAAACAAUUCAUUCUCUCUGAUGCAUUUCCAGACCGUAAAAGCAUAGUCUUGAGAGUUGGUCUUGUCUUUAAAUAGGGCAUCUUACUUUUAUCUUUUUGUAAGCUCUUCCUUGAUUUCCAUUUUGUCUCCUAUUACUUGUCAUUGAUUUAAUCUGUUAGAUUAUCUGUCACUAAUAAUCUAAUGCAGUUGAAGGAGACAAUCCCCACAGAGUGUUAAUUAAAGGCAAAUGGCAUAAAUAUGUCAAUUGGCUAUCAGGGCAACUAGUAGAUCACAGUAAGAGUAAAUCACUGCAGAAGGAAUGCCAUUUUAACACAUGGCUAGCUUUAUGCUACUUUUAAUCACUGUUACUAUUUUAUUAUUGAAAAUCACCCUGAAAAGAUAUAUUUAUAAAAAUAUGUGUGUGGUAUAGAAAAUUAUUAAUGGGGAAGUCUUUGACACCUUAAAGCAUCUUCCACCCCACAAAGCAGAUGCUGCUACUUCAUUCGUUUUUGAAAAUUUGUAGUAUUGUAGUUUUCUUUUUUAAAAAAAUCUUAUGGGAUUGCUUUUGACAGGAGAGCAAUUACAGUUUUGCAUGAGCUAAUAGUUGUUACACUUGGCCGCUCAUCUUGUUUAAAUUACAAUAUCAGAAUUAAUUACAGGAAGCUUUUACAGCUUUCAAGCAGCUUUGCAGUUUUUAUUAAGGAAGGAUCACAUUUCAGAGAUACAGCUCCUCCUAGCUGAGCCUUCUUUCUCUAUCUGGGUCUCUUUGAACCCUGAGACUCUUUUUAAGAGAGGCAUCUAGUUAUGCUAUUACUGAUGAGACUGCACCAAGCAGCUCUUAAAUUUUGGAGUGCUUAAAAAAAAGAAAGAGCUGUAAAUACCUAUUGGUUUCAUUGUCUGUUUUGCACACUGAUUAAUCUGACCUCUGAUAAUAGGAGGCAGCAGGCAACUGAUCAGCAUGUCCUUUGUUCAGCCUUUCAAACCAGCAUUUUUACACGGAAAAAACCUUACCAAGCAUUUGCCACGUUCUCCUCUCAGCCUUUUGUUUCUUCCCUGUAUUGAAUGGGAUCAAAUUCCAUGGGAUCAAGUAGUCCUGGCAAAGCUGGCUUUUAGAGGGUCUUGAAAUUUGCAUCUUUUUCAGAGGGUGGAGUUGGCAGUCCACAUAUUCAGGCUUACGUGCUAUGGCAAGUGUCUUAGAAAACAUAGGUGUUUGACCUUUUUAUUUUAACUCUUCUGGCCUCCCUUCUUCUCUUCUUUUAGGUGGUCAAGACGAUAGGCUUACGUGAAGUCUGGUACUUUGGUCUUCAGUAUGUGGAUAACAAAGGAUUCCCAACCUGGCUGAAGCUUGACAAAAAGGUAAAUGAAAUGAACUGAAAUGGAAAAUACAGCCACAGCUGUGCACUAGCCACCUUAGCUGCAUCUCUGCAUUACUUUAUUAUACAAGAAGGGCACACAGAUAAUAUUGAGUGUGAACUUGCUCAAUAUUAGUCUGCAAUGGGACUUACAGUACCAUGAGACAUUUGGUUGGGCCUGGCAGACACUAGGGAGCCAUCUACAUCAGGAGUUCAAUCCAGUAAGCCCAUCAAUUGCUGUGGUGACUUUCAGAGGUUAAAAUGCUUAGUAUGGGAAACUCCAUUUAAGAAAAAAGAGAUUCAGUGUUAAAACUAUUCAGUCCUCUGGUGACUAACGGCCUGGCAAACAAGAGUUCUUGCUUAAUUUCUGAAUACUGACUGUUUGUACGUAGUCUAGUCUCAGCUUGUCUGUUGCCUACUCCAAAUAGCUGGCUAUUGUGUUUAUUUCAAUUAGCGGAACUUCUCGGUAUACAUUGCUUAAUCUCUGCAGGACUAGUUGCCAAAUUGCCUGGAAUAAAUUGUUCUCGCAGAUUAGUGAAUUACCAUGUGGAGACUAGUAUAGACCUAUUCCUUGUUCUAAAGCCUUCAGGAUUUUUAAAUAAAACAAGCCAUGUGUGUGCCUGUGUUGUCAUAGCUUUCUCUUUUCCAGCUUACGGUUGCUAUUAUGGCUGAUGCUUUGGUGAAAAACAUGAUAGCAUUGUACUGCAGUUCUGUUCUGUUCUGAGAUAAUUUAUUCCUCUUGCCAUCCUAGCAAACAUUCAGCAUGAGCUGUACAUAAUAUUGAUAUACCUUAGGAAUGCUGAUGCACUAGUAAUUUGGUCUGGCAUUGUAUAAUGAGCAAAGUGGCUGAAAGCAUGCACUCAUUACUUCAUCACACAUCUAAGCAUCUAUUUAUUUAAUAAAUUAUGCUCCGUUUUUUCACCAUGCAUCUCAAAGCUGCUUAAGAAAAGGCAAAACAUACAUCGUUGCAUCCAGAUAGUUACUAUGAGGCUGCCCUUUGACUUAAAUAAAUGAAGAGCCCCGAUCGAAAGUAGCACCAAAGAAUGGAGUACAAAGUAGGAUGUGAAGAGCAAAAUCGCCUCUUGGCAAGUGGGAAGCCUUAUGGUCACAGUGCUAAGGACAGUGUUCAGCUGAAUAAUUGUGUGAGUAGAAUGACACCUGCUUGUGCUACUGGACUCCACCACCACUGUCACCCCAUGCCAUCCUCAGUUAUACUCCAAAGGGAUAGGGGAAACCACAGAACAAAUUUAGGAGGGGUGUGGAGUAAGGGGAGGAGUCCUGUUGUGCAAGCAGAAGUUUUUCGUCUCACACAAGGAGCUAUUUAGAGUUUCUGUGCAACUCUAAGGCUGACAACCAAAAGACUUAACUUUGAAUAAUGUGUUCAGAAAUGUUAAUAGUCAACAAUAAUUUGCUAACAUUCAAUUGUGUUUUGACAUGCUGCUCAUGUUUUGCUGCUGCUCCCUCCUUGCCCCCUCUCCAUUUCAGGUCUCUGCUCAAGAGGUCAGGAAAGAGAACCCUCUUCAGUUCAAAUUCCGUGCCAAGUUCUACCCUGAAGAUGUAUCUGAGGAGCUGAUCCAGGACAUCACACAGAAGCUGUUCUUCCUGCAGGUGAAAGAAGGAAUCCUUAGUGAUGAAAUCUAUUGCCCACCUGAAACUGCAGUCCUCCUUGGGUCUUAUGCUGUGCAAGCCAAAUAUGGAGACUACAAUAAAGAGCUGCACAAGCCUGGAUACCUCAGUUCUGAACGCCUCAUUCCCCAAAGGUGAGAACGUCUCAUGGAGAACUUAGGGACAGGGCUUCUCUGGGGAAUUUUAAGUGCAUUCUUUAAAACUUAGAUGUGCACAAGUUUAAACUAGGGCUUACAACUUUCUCACCUCAUGGGUUUCCUUUUUGUUUGUUUUUUGUAUAUUUAGAGUAAUGGACCAACAUAAACUCUCUAGAGAACAGUGGGAAGAACGGAUCCAGGUCUGGCAUGCCGAACAUGGUGGAAUGCUCAAGUGAGUUAUGGCACUGAAGGGGUCUGUUUGUUUUCUUGAGCCCACAUUUUGCAUUCCCAUUCCUCACCAGCUCUUAGAUGAAAGGUAACCCUGUAGCAAAGAACUUUAACAGGUUCUUUACAUAUAUCUUGCUCUGGCCCGUCAUCUUCUCUGCAUUCCUGAUACAUAAUUGUCCGUUGAUGUAUGUAGAAAUUCUCGUGCUGGGCACAAUGUGUGGGUGAAGCACAACAUGAUAGACUGGAAUUUUUGAAAUGCUCUUGAAAGUACACAGGUGGGGCUACAUUCAAUGAGUGUGUAAGCAAACACGUGUAGUGUUCAACAAGUGUAGUGUCUAUGUACCUGUGCAUACAAUAGAGAUGAGUUGUACAAAUCAGCAACUGCACACUCCUCCACCCAAACACUUGCACGUGUGUACAGGUAGUUUGUAUCUGUUCAGUGUAACUUCUGAACAAGCUUAUAGGCAAAAGCUUUAGAGGAUUAGCAAAGCUGGAAGUUUAUUUAUGGAAGUAUUUCUAUUGUACCAUAUCAUAAAAUAUCAGGGCAGUGUACAAAAAUAAAAAAGCCAUUAAAAACGAUAGAAAAAAUAAUUGUGGCGAGUGGCUAGUUAAAAAGCUGUGAAGGCCUGUUGGCAUAAAGAUGUCUUCAAGGGAUGCCUGGAAAUCUAAAGGGAAGGAUGGCAGCCCAUCACGGCUGGAAGCAUGGCAUCCACAGCAUGGCAUCACCUCCUGUUACCCCAAUGAGUGCAUUUAUUUUCCCACUGGCACAAAGGUUUUGCAUCAGUCUUAAGAGAAACAUCAUCUAACAUUUCCUACGUAUGAUUUCCUUGUCAACCAGAGAGAAUGCCAUGCUGGAAUACCUGAAGAUUGCCCAGGAUCUGGAGAUGUAUGGAAUCAACUACUUUGAAAUCAAGAAUAAGAAAGGGACUGAUCUCUGGCUGGGAGUAGAUGCACUUGGGCUGAACAUUUAUGAGAAGGACGACAAGUAAGCGGAUGUUUUAUUAUUCCUUUGAGGUUGAAGAGCAGGCAUUAGUGCCAGAGAAUUCUCUCGUUAUCUGUGCUUUGUAUUUUUAUGGCAGCCUUAUCAAAGCAAGUCACCUUGGUGUGCUGAAUACGGUUGUGCUGGGAAACACGUGGCCCCAAAGUGACUUGCCUUUACUAUCUCCAAACUGCGACCUGUUUUCCCCUUAACUCGUAUACUAGCCCUUUAGAAGGGCAGGCAGGGGUCAAACGGAAGAAUCCAUUAUAUGGUGUAAAGGUAAGCCAUAUAUCAGAUCCUAAUGAUAGGGCCGGCAGAAACUUGGAUCCAACUUCAUCAAAACAUUGUGCAUAAGCAGAAUUAAUUGGGAGGAAUUCAACAUUGCACUUUGGCAAUCAUUCUGUCAGGGCAAUCAUUUUGGCUUGUUAGAUGGAAUGAUUCCCCCUUUACCUUCUCCUGAUCCCCCAGAGCCAAAUUUGAGGGGUGGGGAGAAGGGGGAAAGCCCCAUUGUGCAAAUUAAGUUAUUGCAUUCAUUAGUUGAAUCCUGCCCAUUAUCUCUUAACUGAUCGCUGGUAGGUGUCUACCAACAUCUGAAGCAGACAGGACUCUAGGGCCAUUCAGAGCCAAUAUACAAUAUAUUCAAGUUGGAGAGAGCACUUUAACUCACUUUUGUUAGUGGCUGGCUCCAGCCGUGAGCCAUUUGUGCGCACCUGUCCUUAGAUGGCUAGGUUGGAGUCAAACUGGAAGCAAAAUUAGGUUGUGUCCUCUGCCAUACACAAAUUUGUAGCUGAUCCUCUUUCAUUAGGUAGCUGUGAGAUCUCUAGUUUUGGAAGAAGGGUGGGGAAACAGCAGACUGGUAAUCAGGAAGCAAGAGAGAAGAAACUUAAUGGGGACAAAAUGCAAAAGAAAACUAGUCCUAUUCACGUGCAGCAGAGUUAAAGGAUAUGAGCUUGGAAGAAUCUGAAAUAAAGAACAUACCUUUUUGCCAGUACUAACUUUGCUUUGUCCUCUCUGUUCAAGGUAAACCAUAAGCCCAUAUAACUAGAGAUGUUCAAGCAGUUUAUGGAGAUAGGAUAGAAUAGGUCUUCAUGUUGAUUUUAAACGAAAUAGUCUUGGGAUGUUAGAGUAGGAGAGAUAUUUUUCUGAAAUGCUAAGGUGCACCAUCACCCAGAAAACAAGGAGUGUCACUCUAGGUAUUGCAUGAGUGAAACUACUUCUAGUUUUAGUGUUAGCCAUAGUCAUUCAAACAGGUUUUGCAAGCUAUCGACGCUUCAGAAAGGAAACUUUGCCUCUGAAGGAAAAUCAGGGGAGGGGCAAACAUGCAUAGCAAAGUAAGCGCUGGGACACCUGAAAAUUAACUCAUAACCUUCAUGAUAUGAAGAGGCUGGAGCCCACCUUCUCUGUUUAUGCAGUUAGAUGUCUGUUUGCUUAAAUGAACUGGAGCUGGGUUGCACGUGAAGGGCUGUAGGUAGGAAUGGCCGGAUAGGAAAAAAGAGAAGGGGCCCCUGCACAUUUUAUUAGUUGUUUAGAGCAACCUUCUCCAACCUGGUGCACUUAACAUAUUUUGAACUACAACAUUUGGAAGGCAACAAGUUGGGGGAAGUCUGGUGUAGAAAAGGAAUUUCAGCAGGUUUAGCUUGCAUAGCUUGUCAUGCCUGUUGGAAUUUCCUCUUCUACACAACUGUGUCUGAACCCAGUCUUCUUCUUUUUUCUUUCCUUUUUUGCAUCUGGCCACCUUAGCUGCAGGGCAGAAUAGGGCAGAACCACACCUGUGGUUAAUAGAGCUUAACAUAUAAAUAUUAGUGCCACUGCUUUUCAUAAUGAAAACAAAAUUAUAGUUCUUCUGCACGUAAUUAUUGUGUUGGUGUUUUAAAGUGGCAGACAGAAGGGAUACAUUAAAUUUUAGUGUUACGGUUAUAAUUUUAUAGAUUGUCCUUCUAGAGAUGGGAUUGAACAGAGGGAGCAUUUUGACACCUUUCAUCAUAAGAGAUGUUCAAUACACACAUAUAAAGUAAAUGGGUAUCAACAUAUUGAAUGGAUUUUAAUAGUUUGCUUUGCUUUAAAGCAGAAAUUGUGAUAGUCUGCCAUUAACUGGAAGUGAAUUUUUGACAUGAAUAAAACCUGUAUAGAAAUGAAUUGAUGGGCAAGGUGCAACUAAACUUCCAUAAGAUAGUUUCUUUGGUUCUUUUCAAUCCGCUUAUAUCAGAAGGACAGGAAAUUUAGGAUGGUUGAACACACAGCAACCCCAGAAAAAAUAAUGCAUUGAAGCCCCAGUGAAUAAGCACUAAAAAAAGAGGAUGCAGAUUUACAUAAAGUUUGCUAUGCAAAUUUGCAUAAAUAUACUUUCAGAAAUAAUUGUCUCUCACCCUAACGGGGAACAAGACUAUGGCCAUGUGAGCUGCGUGUUCUGCAGGUGUGAACUCUCCAUGGGCAAAUUCAAAGCGACUGUUGCUGCUCACCCUUCGUAUGGUUAUUUAUAUUUUCACCAGAUUUGGACUGGACAGCCUUUCAAACAGAGGACUGUCCUCCCUAAAGUAGGACACAUGGCUGCCCAACUGUCCCAAAAGGCAAAAAUCAAAAGUCACAAAAACCAGGCAAAAGUCAACCACCACAAAAUACCCAAACAAUAGCACCUCUCAAGAAACAGGCAAAUCUCCACCCGCGAAGGGGGAAAGGAAUACAGUGGUGCCCCGCAAGAUGAAUGCCUCGCAAGACGGAAAACCCGCUAGACGAAAGGGUUUUCCGUUUUGGAGGUGCUUCACAAAACGAAUUUCCUAUGGGCUUGCUUCGCAAGACAAAAAUGUCUUGCGAGUUCCUGCGGGGUUUUUUUCCUUUUCCCCCCCUUUUCCCCAAGCCGCUAAGCCGCUUAUCAGCUGAUCCGCUAAGCCGCUUAACAGCUGAUCGCUAAGCCACUUAUCAGCUGAUCUGUUAAGCCGCUUAUCAGCUGAUCCGCUAAGCCAUUAAGCCGCUUAUCAGCUGAUCUGCUAAGCCGCUAAUAGCGCUAAUCCGCUAAACCGCUAAUGGGCUUGCUUCGCAAGACGAAAAAACCACAAGACGAAGAGACUCGCGGAAUGGAUUCUUUUCGUCUUGCGAGGCACCACUGUACAUAUACCCCACUCAGAAAGGCAGCACACAAGUGUGCAUACUCACAACAAAACAAAAGGCAUUCUGCACACAAUCCCCCAAGCAAGCACCAGUAGGAUCCCUUUUCUUAAUAAUAAUAAUAAUAAUAAUAAAAAGGUGACCAGCCCCUCCAUUCCUUUGUUGAGAGGAAGUCUUUGGUCUUAACCUGAGCCCCAGAGGUAUUCCAAGGAAAGGAGACGAAGAGGGAAAGAGACUGAAGGUCUGAACUUCUGUUUUCUAGCCAGCCCAGCACUGCCCAAGUUAAAAGAAGAAAAAGAAAAAAGGGAGGAGAAAGGGACCUCUAGCUGAGGGUGACAUAAUAUCUGUGGGGCCCCAGAUCUAAGAAAAAUUAAUACCUAGGUUUAGAACUACAGGCCCCAGGCCUGAGAUGAAAUUGAAAAAUGGUUUGUUUUACGUAAUUGCUUGUCUACAUAGGACCAAACCCGAUGGUAACAAUGCUGUAGAGAUCUGACCCUUUUUAUAUUUAAGCAUUGUCACAUUCAAGACAAUUUAUGUAUAAAAUCAAUGUAUCUUCUUGAAAAACAAAACCACAAAACCAUAAUAAUUUUGUGCUUGCAGAUUAACUCCCAAGAUUGGCUUCCCUUGGAGUGAGAUCAGAAACAUCUCUUUCAAUGACAAGAAGUUUGUCAUAAAACCAAUUGACAAGAAAGCCCCAGUAAGUAUAGCCGAUGACGAGUAUUCCUGCCAAAUCGAGAAUGUUAACUUCCAUCUUUACUCUGAUACUUUUUAUGCUAAUAGCUCAGUUGUGGAUUGUAUGUGUCAGCAAUCCACCAGUACUUCAGCUCAUAGGUAUUAAAUUGCUUAUAAAUGAUCAAGAAAAGAAAUGGUGGCAUAAAAAGUAACAUUGACCUAAUAGAAAAUUAUUGCCGUUCAGUUGUGUCCCCUCCCCCUUUUAGUAUUUUCUCCAAAAUGUUCUUUGUGACCUUAAUCUGUAGUAUGUACUUCAGAGACCGCAGGAGCAAUGAUUCAUUAACUCUUCCCAGCAACAACUCAGAUUACUGUUUCCUGUAUCUGAUGGAAAGAUUUCCUCCUGAGGCUUCUAAAUAUCUCACGCCAUAGACCACUUGCUGUAAAUAAUUUGUAUUUGCUAAUUGCCUCCCCCCCCCCCCUUAAAUACCCCUCCAAUGUAUUGGUGAGAGGACUUGGUGAGUGAAGUUGCCUCCCCUCCAGACACUCGCUUCUUCGCUACACUGAAAGCCUUUAUUUCUGUAAGAUAAAUCUGGUUGGUGACAAUUCAUGAAACGCUCCUUUAUUCUUGUGUGCAUAAGCUUCCCAUGCCAGAUAGUUGUUCAAUAUGUUGUAAUUUGUAUACAAAAUAUUUGUGAAUCUUGGGCAUAGCCGGUCUUGUACAAACUGGGAUGCACUUUUAAAAUGAGAUUUUUCAUGGGGCUUUUCCAGAAAUUUGUUGUAGCCCAGGGAAGGGCAUUGUGUCUAUAUUUAAAAAAUUUUGAACACACAAAAUGCUUCACAGUCUUUGACUGUGAUACGCAGUGAGCACUAGCAGGGUUCUCCUGCUGGCAAUUGUAGAGGGAGAAAAGCUUUUGUGUGUACAAGGCACUGGAUCACAACCCACAUGGAUCUUGGGAAAGUGGGUCCAGAAAUUCGAGGGUUCUCAUGCCUUUUACUUAAAAAGAACUGCUAUUAAAAGUCAAUUUCAUACACAGUAAUCUGCAUAAAAGGAUACUCUCUCAAAUGAAAUGCACACGUCUUUAUAGCCAUUAUCAAAGCUCAAUGAGUGUCUUUUCUCAUGAGCAUAGUAGUCUGUGAAAACCUUGGUAACAAAAGAACUCUCGACCACUGCUGCACUAUUUCUCCUAUUAGUGGGAAUUGAGAAGCUGUAUAGGCAUCCAGGUCAGAGAAACACUGAAGACAUGGUGACCUCUGUGCUUUUAAAAGAAACAUACACUGCUUUGGAUGAUUGAGGCAUGCCUUCUGUUAAGCUAAUAGAAGCUUGGAAUUAUUAGGGAACUAAGAGCCAUUGAGGUGUAGGAAUUGGACUGAGGAAGUUGGACUGCAAAUACUUAGCUCAGCUCUAAACAAACAUGACUUGCCCCAAGUCACUUAUCUACCUCAGCCUAAAUUGCCUCACAAGGCUGUUAGGCUAAAGGGGGAUUUUAAUUCUCAUUACUGUGAGGUCCUGACAUACAAGUAUGAUAAAUAGCAAGAAAACAUAACUGCAGGUCAGUGGAACUGGCAAGAUGCAGGUUUGUGCCAAGUUUACUUUGGUGAAACAGCAGUGAAGUAACUUGUUUCAAUAAAAGCUCAGUGUUGGCAAAAAAUAAAUGUGAUAAAAGUUAUCUCCAAAGUGUUGGACACCAUUUUGUUUAAACAUUUUUCAUAGCUUUGAAGUACACAGUCAGGGGGGAAAGGCAAAGUAGUAGUAUUAAUAAUAAUAAUAAUAAUAAUAAAAAUAAAAAAAUAAACACUGUUUUAAAUCUGGCUGCUUGGAGAAGUGGAAUAUUUGUUUCCUCUGCCACAUGAAUGGUUUUGUCCAGUUAUUUGACAAAAUGCUCUCAUUUCAGUCUACAUCCCAUGCCGAGUAUAUUAAUUGGUGCAGUAUAUCACUUCAGAUUAAUAGGAAGAUUAAAGUAUACAUCUCAUUGACACACUUAAAAACAAACAAACCAGAGUCAGACACUUUUAUUGUACUGUUUUUCUUAACUUUAAAUUCCAUUUCCAUAGUACCAUCAAAAUCUCUAGUCUGCAUUUGCUUCCCCUAAGUUCUCUUUUCUCUCAAUAUUUGGGCCUUGGCUCAUCAUUCUAAAGCGACACAUCAUGUGUAAGUUUCAGGAAAAGAACAAGGCCCCAUACAAUUAAAACACAUAAGCUGUUGUAAUAGGUUGCUGCCUGUGUUUUCCAUAACAAAGAACUAAGGACUGACUGAGUGGGGAAGAUGAGAAUGCUUGUGGGAAGCCCAAGUCGAUGUUGCUUUUUUUUACUUACUUUCCCCCCUUCCUCCUUCUGCCAGGACUUUGUGUUUUAUGCUCCUCGUCUAAGAAUUAACAAGAGGAUCCUGCAGCUGUGCAUGGGAAAUCAUGAGCUGUACAUGCGCCGUAGGAAACCUGACACCAUUGAGGUCCAACAGAUGAAAGCCCAGGCCCGUGAAGAGAAGCACCAGAAGCAGCUAGAAAGGUACUCGUGGUGGUGGUGGUGGUGGACAGUGGUGGGAAGGGUGUGGUUCACUUGAAUGGAGAAAGUGGCUGGGCCUAAUGUGUUGUCUUCAAUAAAACUUGGCAGAGGUAGAGAUUGGUGGUGAGGGUAAAAUGCCACCACUGCAAGGGUAGAAAUCUAGAGAACUCAGUUUUUCUUGCUAAAUGUAGGCCUCCACACUUAGCUGAGAAGAGGUGACAUAAAGCAAUAGGUAACUAUUUAAUGAAAUUGUUGUAUUGCUUUAUUUUGCAAACUGCCUUAGGUGCCUUUCCAAAAAGGCCAUAUAUAAAUGCAGUAAAUGACUAUUAAAAUAAAUAAUAUUGGAUCACAAUAGAACUGUGACAUCCAACAUUUUGUAUCCCAUAUCAAGGUGCUCCAGAGAGCCAUCUUAAUCAAUCUUAACCACUAUAAUGCAGUAAUAUGGCAACUAAGCAGAACCAAACCAGGGAACUCAUACUCUUGGAAUCUCUAUUCUUCCUCCUUUAUGAAGGCUCCUUUGGAUAAACAACACUCAUUAUCAGUUUAGCAGUUAACCCUGUAGCAUAUUCUAUGUUGCACUGGUGCUGCCUACCAUGCUCCACCAAAUAAACUCAAAAAUGCAUGGAGUCAUCCCUAUAAUGUGAUGCCUACACAGAAUGGAGCUAACAGAAGUCAUAUCUGCAAUGGGUAAAUCCUGGUGAGCAGCUAAAUUCCCUGAUGCUGUCUGGCACAGCUCCAUACUUUGUAAUUUCUUCCUAGUUUCUUAAUUUGAGAGCUUGUGACACCUGAUUGUUGCCGCCUCCCUGGAUGCAGCCACAGGAGUGUUUGAAUGCCAUAUUUUCAUCAAGCUUCUGUCAUUGUAGAAAAUCACAGAAAAGAAAAGCUUUUCACCCCAGCACAAUAUAGUUGUGUAGGGGUAAGCAGACUUGUAACCUCCAGAGUUUUGAAGCAAACUUAUUUUUCUAUCCAUUACAGACAACAGCUAGAAAAUGAAAAGAAGAAGAGAGAGACAAUUGAGAAGGAGAAAGAGCAGAUGCUAAGGGAGAAGGAAGAACUGAUGAUGAGACUGCAGGAGUACGAACUGAAGACACAGAAAGCAGAAAAAGGUACAAUUUGCCUUCAUUAAACAGGCAACCGGAACCCAUGGUUCCACCACUUCCUCACAUUCUCAGCCCUGCUUAGACAUCCAACAUAGCAGUGUGUUGGCACACUAUAAUACCCUAACAGUGCUGUCGCAUGACAUUUCAUUGGGUUUCAUGAUAGAAAUAUACAAACCAAGAUACCAUCUACUUCACCAGACCACAGGAACCACUCUCUUAAUGGAUGGAGGUUUUAUAGGAGCUUCCUUUUAGUCUUUGAAUCAUUUAUUACUUGUGCAUAUUGCUCCAUAAAUGCAGCUGGCAUUACUGCUAUCUACAGUUAGAUGGCGAGCCAAGCAAUUUCAUAAAAACAACUUCUAAAAUCUCCCUCAACUAUUAAUCGAACUAUCUAAAAAAUACGGUAGGCGCCUUGUAAUCUUUUUUUUACGAUUAUAUAGAUUAUUCAAGAUUAGAUGUCUGCCAUAAUAACCCCAGGAAGAUGUUAUUGAAAACCCAAUCUGAUGUCCAAUAUUUGGCAUAUGUGGCUGUAAAGUUCCUAAAAUGUCUGCACCCAGUAGUGGCAGUUAAAUUGACAGGAAGGUUUUCUCUUUGCCUAAAGGGAAAAUGUUAAACUGCCUGCAUUGGCGGAUGUUUUCUCAGGAGACCAGCCGUGAGAUCUGAUGCAGUGUACUGAAGGUUUCCUUUACACCCUGAUCUGGCUGAGCCAAUUAUCUCUGAACAAGAUUAUGAAAUUUAAAUGCAUAACAUGCCACUGCCCUCCCUUUAUCCUGUAUCAAUCCAAUGCUUUAGAAUCCAUACUUUUCCUGCAUCCCUGUAAGCAGCAUAAUACAAAGCUAUACCUAUUAAGCUUCAGAGAAGAAUGUUUUACAUAUUGAUAAGACCUUGGAAUUGUCUUGGCAUUCAGAAAGCAAGCUCCUCUUUCCACUUGCAGGUAGAAGACACUGAAUUUGCUAAGUAAGUUUAUAAGGCUGGAGUUUACAUAAACACAACUUUUUAUUGUGUGGCUUUCCCCACCCCCCACCCCAUUCCAGAGCUCUCAGACCAAAUCCAAAAAGCCAGGGAGCUUGAAGAUGAAAGGAGAAGGGCUCAGGAGGAAGCUGAGCGUCUAGAGAACGAGCGCUUAGCUGCUCUGCAAGCCAAGGAAGAACUGGAGAGGCAAGCUGCCGACCAGAUGAAGAGUCAGGAGCAGCUGGUACGCAUCCAAGGCACUUGGGAGAUAAACUCUGACAAUUAUAUAAAUAGUAGCAAACGAGUUUGGCUGAAUGCUACAUUUGGGGGAGGGGGCAAGAAAAAGUUAUUGACCAAAGCAAAGCAAAUCCUACAAUAUAGGGCAAAUUAAUACAUGGCUGAGAGUCUGUAUUUCUGAGCAGUGAGUCUUGAGAAUGAAAGGGGGAAAUCAAGAUACUGUACAGUGGACAUUUGUUUUUCAUGGAAUUCGUGUCCUUCCUUGCCACUCAAAGCAAGUAUUACAGUAUUACAGUAGAGUAAUACGGGGAAGCAUUAUAACCAGAAGACCAAAACAUUCAAGCAGUGUUUAAGAGACAGGACAAAGUGAUCUCACAAAACAAAUUCCAUAAUCUGGGCAGUACUGUGCUGAAAUCUCCCUCCCUGUUACCUCUAGCUACACAUCAGCUGGUAGUGAGAUAUGCAACAGGCCCUAAUAGUAGGUUAACUCCUGCUGGAGCAUCGGGCCAAAGGGUACCUGAUCCAGCAUCCUGUUCUCACAGUGGCCAGCCAGAUGCAUAUGGGAAGCCAGCAAGCAAAAUCUGAGUGCAGUAGCAGUCAUCCUCCACUGUGAUUGAUUCCCAGUUACUGAUAUGCACAGGCAUAUUGAUCAUAGCCAUUGUUGCUCUUUUUGUUUACUUAUUAUUUAAGGCAUUUAUAUGCUGCUCAAUCAUUAGCAUUUCUAGGGGUUUGCAUAAAAAUAAACCAUACAGGGGAAAAUAAAAAUUCAUAAAACCAAAUAGAAACCUGAAAGGCAACCUUAAAAUGUCUGCAAGAAUAAGAAGGUCUUUGUCAUAUGCCGGACAAAGGGUGCUUGUCUAAUCUCAGGUGAAAGGGCCCAUAACAUUAAACACAACUUCUAGUAGUUGAGUUGUGCAUCUAAGCUAUUGUGGUGGCACCUAAGACAACCCCAAAGAUCUCGGUGAUAUUAGGGAUCAGGCAGGCAUUAGGAAAUCAUGAUCCCAGAUUGUUAGCUAGUAGACAUUCAUAGCAUUAUCUUCUUAAAUACAUCCAAGUUGGUGGCCCUCUACUUAAGGUUGUCCCUCUCCGGCCAACUGAAGGGCACUGGCAAAAUCAUACUGGAGAUAAAUACCCUUUCGGUAUCCUAGCUCUAAACCUCUUGAGGCGUUAGGGACAUAACCAGAAUCUCAAAUUGAACAGGAGUGGAAUAACAUGCCUCCCUAGAGCUGGUUCCAGCUAACACUAUUGCAGUGGCAUUUUGUACCUGAUUUUUCAUCAGGAGAACAGCGUCAUCCAAAAUGGGUUGCUUCCCUGCCUCUAGAUCUUACUGACCAAUAGUACUUCCAUCUUCUCCGGAUUAUGUUAAAAUGCCUUUCUCUCUGUCAAACAGGCUACUGAGCUUGCUGAAUACACAGCCAGGAUUGCACUGCUGGAAGAGGCAAGGAAACGCAAGGAGAACGAGGUAGAAGAGUGGCAGCACAGGGUAAGCGCGAAGUUUCUUUAGAGCUACGUAUCAGUCUGUUUGGCCUCCAAGGGUUUAGCAGUUUUAGUCCUGCCUUGGAACUUUCAGUGCCAUUAAUCUGAGAGUAUGGGCUACACAGUUCUGUAGAACAGUAGUUUUUGCUACUCUUCCAGCCCUAGAAGCGUAUGAUGGGAUUGUGUAGGGUAGGACCGUAUUGUUUAUUUAAGAUAUUUGUAUAAUGCUUCUGAGGUGCUUGUCUCAAAGUGGUUUGUAUAAAAAUGUUUAAACAAUAAGCAUUUGUAAAACUGCUUUAUUUAUAAAAUAGUUUAUAAAUAGCCUUUUACAAUCCAUCUCAAACCAGUGUGUACAAGUUAAUAUGAAAAAAAUAGUAAAAUCACAGUAAUUAAAUACAACGAAUGGCCCCCAGGACACCAUUCAUCCUGAAAUUAAACCCCUGAAAUGUUUUGAGCGCUGAAAUAUGACCUGUAUGGGUGCUUGCUGGAGCUCCAAGAGAAGGUAGUACCAUAGAGGGGGCCUUCCCCGUGGCGGCCAUUGGCAGGAUUACAAUGCAGCAAAGAGAACCUCCAAGGGCUGAGCACAAUGUUCAGACAGGGCAGCAGGGAGAGAGGCUCUCUUUUAGGUAUCCUGAUCCUUGGUUUGGGGUUUUAGAAAUUAAAACCAAAGCCCUGGUACUUGGGCUGCUAGCUUGUUACUAGCCAUUCACCUCUUUUAGGAGAAGUGUAUUAUGUCUGUGAUAGGGCAUUCCACUGAGUUACCUCACUGCAGCCUUCUGCACCACUUGUGGCUUCCAGACCAACCUCGGGCAAAGCCCCACAUAAAAAGAGCGCUUCUCAUUCUGUACCCACCGGAAUCCUAGUAAAAAGUAUUUUGUCUAAAUUUUCUUUCUGGUUCCAUUACAAUAGGCUAUAGAAGCCCAAGAAGAUCUUGUAAAAACAAAAGAGGAGCUGCACUUGGUGAUGACUGCUCCACCUCCUCCACCUCCACCUGUGUAUGAGCCAGUGAACUACCAUGUCCACGACAACCUUCAGGACGAAGGAACCGAGUCCUCUGGCUACAGCGCAGAAUUCUCCAGUGAAGGGAUCUUGGAUGAUCGUAACGAAGAGAAGAGAAUCACUGAAGCCCAAAAGAAUGAGCGUGUGCAAAAGCAGCUGAAGGUAAGAUACACCUAGAUCAGUUUCACAUGACUGAGAUGACUGCUGCUCUUCAUGGUUGAUGAUUUUGUGCGAAAUGGGGCUUCAGUCCCAGUGUUUCCAUCUAAAACCCUAUGGUAGCCACUUCAUGAAACUGAUUGUGUGAAUCAGUAGCCACCCAGUGCUCAGUAGCAUCCAUGUUGCCCAAACUAUCAUAUGCAGCUGUCCUGUAGAAGAUGUCAUGUUCAGUCCCUGGCAUCUCCAUGCAGGACUGGGAGAGACUUCUGCCUUCAAUGCUGGAGAGCUACUGCCAGCCAGUGUAGACAAACAGAGCUAGAUGGACUGAGUGGACUCACGCAAUAGAAGGCAGCUUCCUUUGUUGGUUGUUCCAAAGAGUUGAGAGAUGUUUAUAUCUGCUUCUUUCACUGCCUUUGUACUGAAUGCUGAACCUGUUAAAUGCAGGCGCUAAUAAAUGUACCAGGAAGCUCAUAUGGAACUGAGGAUUCUUAUAUUUCAUUUAAUAAUUGUGGGUCAUUAUUGUAGGCCUCAACUGCCUAUCUAAGGAAGCCUGGCAUGGCUAGGAUUGGAAGAAAUCCAGAAUCUUCUAAAUUGCCCCCAGGCUCUUACUGUUCUACACUCCUCUUGUUGUACCACUUCUAGUUGUCCUAUAACAAGAAACACCGUGGCAAAGAUUUUCAUAUCCUGGCUUCCAAGCAAUAGAAGGACUGAGGAAUGAUGUUCUGUUAUGGUCUUGUGUGCUACCUUAUACUCCCCUAAGUAUUUGUAUGUCUGUGUAACUUGUGUGUUUUAAAUAUUGCAGACGCUGACUGAUGAACUAGCCCAGGCCAGAGAUGAGAACAAGAAGACACAAAACGACCUCAUUCACACAGAGAAUAUGCGGCAAGGACGAGACAAGUACAAGACACUGAGGCAGAUCCGACAAGGCAACACCAAGCAAAGAAUUGACGAGUUUGAAGCUAUGUAA
Podarcis lilfordi (Lilford's wall lizard) is the source of this 32589-nucleotide messenger RNA. Lineage: Eukaryota; Metazoa; Chordata; Lepidosauria; Squamata; Lacertidae. The record is from the annotation of a GenBank genome assembly.